CCAAUUGCCCGCUUUCAAUUCAGUUGCCGCUGAGUUUUCAACCGAUUCAAUUCGAGACCGCAAACAACACUCAAAACAUAUUCGCCAGUCACCGCCUGAGAAAUCGCUGCUUAGCCAUGGACAUAUUGAGGAGCGAUGUCGAUUGCGGCGAGUCCGAAAUUGCCAAGUUCUAUGCAAACAAAACUAUCCUUAUUACCGGAGCCACUGGUUUUAUGGGAAAAGUUCUGGUGGAGAAAUUACUACGAAGCUGUGGCGAUCUGAAUGUUAUAUAUCUAUUGAUACGCACCAAAAAAGGAGUCGAUCCCAGUGUUCGCAAGGAGCAGUACUUCAAGUGUGUGAUCUUUAGCAAACUGCUGGAGAAGAAUCCCGGCAUCGUGGACAAGGUGCGCGUGGUAAAGGGCGAUCUGCUGGAGCCGGACCUUGGCCUAAGUGCCAAUGACACCAACACACUCGCCUCCAACGUCGAGGUGGUGUUCCACUGUGCCGCCAAUGUGCGCUUCGAUCAGCCGCUGCGUCCCAUGGUCAUGAUGAACGUGGUGGGCACCCUGAAGGUCCUCCGGCUGGCGGAGAAGAUGAGCCACCUGCAGGCCCUGGUGCACGUGUCCACCUCCUACUGUCAGUGCAACGAGAGUGUCCUGGAGGAGCGGGCCUAUCCGGCGCCACAGAACCCCUUCUCCAUCAUCGAAAUGGUGGAGACGAUGGACGACGCCGCCCUGGCGGAGAUCACACCCAAAUUGUUAAACGGCUUGCCGAACACGUACGCUUACAGCAAGGCACUGUCGGAAGAUUUAAUUUGCAGAUACAACAAUAAGCUGCCCAUAAUCAUCACAAGGCCCUCGAUAGUAACGGCCGCCAUUCACGAGCCAUUGCCCGGCUGGAUCGAGGGCGUCAAUGGACCCACCGGCCUAAUGAUCGGAGCCGCCCGCGGGGUCAUCCGAUCGAUGCACUGCAACCCGGACUACGCCUCCACAGUGAUACCCGUGGACAAGGCCAUCAACGGAAUGAUCCUGUGCGGCUAUCAGAGGGGAAGGACCAGUCAGGAGAAGAAGGAGGGCCAACAGAGUUCGGGCGUGGAGUUCUGCAACCUGUGCAUCUCCAGCAAGGCCUUGAUGUCCUGGGGCGACAGCAUUGAGACGGGUCGCCGAUUCUUCUACGAAACGCCCCUCAGUUUCGCUCUCUGGUAUCCGGGGGGAUCCAUCAAGAAGAACUACUACCACCACCUCUUCUGCGUCAUCUUCUUCCACUAUCUUCCUGCCUACUUCAUCGAUUUCUGGUUGCUCGUCUUCGGUCAAGAGCCCUUCUUGCUGAAUGUGCAACGCAAAGUGUCAAUGGGUCUGAAGCUGCUGCAGUACUACACGACGAAAGACUGGGAGUUCCGCAACGAGCGGUUCCAGGAAAUGAGCAGUCAGCUGAACGCCCUGGAUCAGGACAUCUUCGACACCUCGGUGGGCCAGGUGAACUGGGAGACGUACAUCAGCAACUACAUCGUGGGCAUGCGUACCUAUAUCCUUGGCGAGAGCGAGGCCACCUUGCCGCAGGCCCGCAAAGUCCUGCGCCGCCUCUACAUCCUCGACUGGGUCAGCAAGAUACUGUUCUGGUCCCUGAGCUUCUGGUUCCUGUGGACCCACCUGGAUGGCUUUGUGGAGCGCGGAGAUGCCUUCAUCCGAUCCUCCCUCAGCAAUAUUUACCACGAACGCAACAGCACCAUACACGCCUAAGUUCUUUUCUAACUAUGUAAUUAUGUACUUCAAAUAUAGUCCGCAAGAUUUUGUUUGUUUUAAGUCAA
This is a messenger RNA of Drosophila suzukii, 1786 nucleotides long. RefSeq names its product putative fatty acyl-CoA reductase CG5065. Gene Ontology annotation, molecular function: alcohol-forming very long-chain fatty acyl-CoA reductase (NADP+) activity. NCBI's taxonomy places the organism in Eukaryota, Metazoa, Arthropoda, Insecta, Diptera, Drosophilidae. Gene Ontology annotation, biological process: long-chain fatty-acyl-CoA metabolic process. Gene Ontology annotation, cellular component: peroxisome. The record is from RefSeq and is a predicted model, not a curated record.